AAUCAUUUCAAGAACCAGCACCAACCAACACUAGAGAAAUAAAUAACUCAUUAAAAAAAACACAUCUCAAAUCUCAGAUCAAAUAUUUUGCAGAGUAUCUAUCAACCAUCAAUGGCGGAUUCAUGGAAGAAGAAAACCAGCGGGAGAUUAAUAAUGCAUAAAGCAUGGAGUCUUGUGAGGAUGGCUCUUCUAUGGGCAAGAAAAGGUGGAGCUUUCAAAAGGUGGCCUUUGCUUGAACUACGUAACUUGUUCUCCAAGCAUCUCAAAGCCCUAGCUCAUCAUAACAACAGUGACCGUUCUCUCUCCCGUUACGGGGAACGUGAGCUUUCCUUUGAUGAAACGCCGUUGUUUAACGUCAAGAAGAAGAAGAUACAUCGUCCUACGUCUAUGAGGUUCCUCCUUCCAUGCAUUGGUUCUCCCAUAGAAUUUGGUUAUGAGUUUGGUAUUGACGCUGACGGUCAAGAUUAUUCCGAUGAGGUGAUAUCGUACAGUUACGAUGAGUCUAGUGUGGAAGAGUGUGAUCGUACGGUUAAAGAUGAUGAGGAAGAAGAAGAGAAAGGGGUGGAUGUAAGAGCAGAGAAGUUCAUUGCUAAGUUCUAUGAGCAGAUCAAGUUGCAGAGGCAAAUCUCAUAUAUGAAAUACGGAGAAUAAGCAUAAUUAUUUGUCUUUAAAAAAGCAUAGUUAUUUAUGGAGUUUUUUUUUCAAUUUUGAAGGGUGAUAUUAUGUAUAUAUAUGAUUGCAACUUGUUUUUUAUAGUACUCUACCGGUACUUGGAUGUACCUCUAUCCUGCGAUUAAAUCUUUCUUGCAGGUCCUCUCA
This is a messenger RNA of Raphanus sativus (radish), 819 nucleotides long. RefSeq lists its product as uncharacterized. The record is from RefSeq and is a predicted model, not a curated record. The transcript has a single exon. Bases 112 to 651 code for a protein of 179 amino acids. NCBI's taxonomy places the organism in Eukaryota, Viridiplantae, Streptophyta, Magnoliopsida, Brassicales, Brassicaceae.